Molecule: messenger RNA, 1524 nt
Organism: Pestalotiopsis fici W106-1
Lineage: Eukaryota; Fungi; Ascomycota; Sordariomycetes; Amphisphaeriales; Sporocadaceae
Exons: 7
Coding region: 1-1524 (507 amino acids)
Biological process (GO): transmembrane transport
Molecular function (GO): transmembrane transporter activity
Source: RefSeq, a predicted model, not a curated record
AUGAGUGACUCGGAGCAGAAGACGGAACGUGAUACUAUGGACGAAGUCCCGUCUGUCAACGAGGCGCACCAACCCACAUCCGCCACCACGCAGGAACCACAAUCGCGUACCAAUGAGUUGAAGGACGGAGGCUAUGGCUGUUACGUUCCUGAUGAAAAAGAAAUCAAUGUUGACUUUGGCGGCUUGUCCAGGGUGGUCGUGACUGCAGCUGCACUGCUCAACUUUCACACCUGGGGACUGAAUUCGUCCUAUGCCGUCUUCUUGGCCUAUUAUCUCAGGAAUCAGACUAUUGAGGGGGCGAGCUCCCUGGGCUUUGCCUUUGUAGGAGGACUGUCCAUCGGUAUUGCACUGCUGGUUUCACCCAUUGCUACAGCCCUGGUAGGACUGAAAGGUUUCGGCACGAGAAAGACCAUAUGGCUGGGCACGGUAUUCGAGACUGCCUCUUUCAUUGGAGCAUCGUUUACAAGCGAGCUAUGGCAUCUCAUCCUCAGUCAGGGUAUCUGCUUCGGCGUAGGCAUGGGCCUCAUUUUUGUGGCAUCGGUACCGGUGCCAUCGCAGUGGUUCACCAAGAAACGGUCCCUCGCCAAUGCCUGCGCCGCCGCCGGUUCGGGCUUUGGCGGGUUGACCUACUCGCUCGGAACCAAUGCCAUGAUCUCCUCCAUUGGCCUUGAUUGGACCUUUCGGGUCCUGGCCAUCAUCUGCUUCGUCGUCAACUGCAUCUGUGGGUUCCUCAUCCGAGACAGGAACAAGGCUGUUGGGUCAGUCCAUAUUGCCCUUAACUGGAAGCUAUUCAAGAGGCCCUCGUAUUUGUUCUACUUGGCUUGGAUGUCCUUGUCCCUCAUCCCAUAUACGGCGCUCAUCUUUAGCAUUGUGGAUUACUCCCAGUACGUCGGGCUCUCGGCUUCGCAUGCCUCACUCGUUGGAGCGCUACUCAACUUAUCUCAAGGCCUAGGUCGACCCAUAAUUGGCGUGUCUAGUGACGCUGUCGGCCGCCUCAACGUAGCUGGGCUCUGUACGGCCUUUGUUGGCGUGCUGUGCCUGGUGCUCUGGGUCUUUUCCUUUACCCUCGCGACCUGCAUUGUCUUUGCCCUGCUGGCGGGAAGUUGUGCUGGCGUCAUCUGGGCGACGGCGGCUCCCGUCCUCGCCGAGGUCGUUGGCUUACAGCUGCUGCCCUCGGCGCUGUCACUGACCUGGGUCGUGCUUGUGCUUCCCGCCACCUUUGCCGAGGUCAUUGUGCUCGAGAUCCGCCAGCGCUCGUACCGCGGCGCCCAGCUCUUUAUCGGCUUCAUGUACUUGUUAGCCUUUGUCUUUAUCUGGCUCCUGCGCGCCUGGAAGGUCCGUGAGCUCGACCUUGCUCGCCUUGAGAGCAAGGAGCAGCGCGAGCACGCCAUUCACGAUGACGACUAUGCCGUCGCUCACGAAAUCCGUCAUGAGAACAGCCGCGCUGAGCGCGCUUCCAUUGCGUCCAAGGCCAAGGAGGGCCUGUCGAUUGCAAAGGGGCUCUUUGCUUGGCGCAAAGUAUAA